Molecule: messenger RNA, 979 nt
Organism: Vanessa atalanta (red admiral)
Lineage: Eukaryota; Metazoa; Arthropoda; Insecta; Lepidoptera; Nymphalidae
Product: spherulin-2A-like
Exons: 2
Coding region: 72-950 (292 amino acids)
Source: RefSeq, a predicted model, not a curated record
GUUAUAGUUAUUCAAAGUGUUUCAGAUACAACACUCGACGAAUGAAAAAAACUCACUAAAAGAGCAUCAAAAUGGUUUCAAAAUUAUUCCCCAUACUCUUCAUACUACCGGCGAUCUACGCUAAGAUAGAAGUAGAAAUCACCGCCAACAACAACGAAGUCAAUGAUGUCCACAUAACGGGCGCUUCCAUGGCUAUCUUAGGCGAAAAAGACAAAUCCACCUUUGGUCUCACCGAAGACAAUUUAAAGAAAGCAAUGGAAAAAAUGGGAAUGAACCCUGACAACAUGUUCCUCAACAGUCCCACGCCCUGGGGCGACUUAUUCAAAACACUGAUCUGGGAACCCACUAGAAUGUCUUUCGAGCCCAAAAAAGCAACGAUUUUGUCGAAAAAUUCCGAGCAAGUCUUGAUUAAAUCCAAAAACAUCCACAACAAAAACACGGAACCUUUAACUCUUAAGAUAGAUAUGAAACAAUUAGUUAAGAAUACUGUGACGUCAAAAUGGAGCAAGGAAGGCGAAUUGGAAGUUGGAAAUAUUAAUUACAAAUUCAACUUGAACGUGCCUGAAAUUGAAGAUUUCUCCUUCAUAUCAAAUGGACUUGAAGAUAUGGAGAAAUUCGUACCAAUGACUAUUGGAGGCAUGUCUGAAAUUACACUGAAACCGAAGCAAGAUGUCGUCGCAGAAUUAUACGCUACGGCUAUGCACACGAUGGUACGAGUGGAUUAUGAGACCAGAUUAACUGGAAACGUCGCUUUGAACUUCGAUAAAAAAUACGAAGGUCAUCGUUUCUGGUCCGUUGAUAUCAACAUGCUUUUGACGGCUGGAGAAUUGAAGAAGGUCGUGCACUCCUCUGAGAUUAUUGAAGUUGUACAUUUCACUGAACCCAAGGUCUUGGUUAAGGACGCAACAACAGGCGAAGUUAUCUUUUCAGCUCCCUUAAAAAUGUAUUGAUUUUGUCUUAAAUAAAUGUUUUAAAGCUU